UUGUCAAUAUUCCGAAAGAAGAGACAAUAGAGUGAAAACUCGGUGGAUUUCUGAAACAGCGAGUGUUUACGAAACUCAAUUAAACUGCCGAUGAAACAUUAAGCGACGGCGCAGCGGGGGAGACGUUGGGUGGAUGUUGCAAAUUGAAGCUUAUCGAAGAGAGCCGCUGGUAAUGCGCGCAUAUCUGAAAUGUAACCUGGAUUUUUUUGUUGAUCGGCAAUUCCAAAAGCACUUGGCAGACUGUCAUCCCAACUUCUGCUGCAGAACCGAAGGAAACCGGAACAAGAUAACCACAGACAUUUAAAGUGGACUAUCCAUGUAAAAAAAAUUGGCCAGUGACUUUUUUUUGUGCCAGUUUUGAACCACCACGGCAAAACCUUUUUUGUGGAUUUUUUGAUAUCAAGGGAACAAAUCAUAAGGGUCUCAGUCGUGACCAAGCGGAACUUAUUUUACUACUGGUCAUUUUGAAUGUGCAAACAUAGCCCUUGGACUUAUAAAUCCAAGAUACUCAAAGAACACAAAGAAAAUUCUGGAUCAUCAUUACAGCAAGGAUAAGAGUACUCCUUCAAACCUUUUUGACAGAAAAGAGUUUAUGUUUUGGUCACAUAUUUGAUUUAUUUAUUCAUAUGAAUGUUAAUUUCUCCCUUUUUUGGAGAGUUGUCUUGUAAAUAGACAGAAUUCAUACGCAGACCUCUUCUUUUCAAGAGGUUUGAACGUCAGAUUGUGUACAAAAUACAUUCUUUAAGAACAGGAAGAAAAAGUUUUUAUUUUUUUACACACUGGUGCAUUAAAGCGAAACAUCAGUGAAAGAGGCAAAGAUAACAUACUGAGGAAAAUUGCCAGUUAAUGUGUUGAACCCAUGGCUACAGCAAGGACGGCAAACUCGGCACCAAUGAUUGGAUUGAACAAACCAGCAAAUGGGCAGCUCAGAGGACAAGCGGGACUCCUCGGGUCUGCCCAACAGCCCAAUGCCCUCCAGAAGAGGACCGGCAUUCCUCAAAGCAGUGGGGGCAUCAAGUUUGGUGAUGACUGGAAGAAGUGCCUGGAGCUUCCUCCAAGAGACACCAGGAUGAGAACUUCGGAUGUGACAUCAACUAAGGGAAAUGAAUUUGAAGACUACUGCCUAAAGCGGGAACUGCUUAUGGGAAUCUUUGAAAUGGGAUGGGAGAAACCGUCCCCUGUCCAGGAGGAAAGCAUUCCCAUCGCUCUGUCAGGCAGAGAUAUUUUGGCUCGGGCCAAGAAUGGCACAGGAAAAAGUGGAGCCUACCUCAUCCCCCUCCUGGAGAGGAUAGACCUGAAGAAGGAUCACAUACAGGCCAUAGUAAUGGUGCCAACGAGAGAGUUGGCCCUGCAGAUGAGCCAGAUCAGCAUUCAGCUCAGCAAGCACCUGGGAGGUGUCAAGGUCAUGGCUACCACAGGUGGCACCAAUUUGAGGGAUGACAUCAUGCGUCUUGACGAGACAGUGCAUGUAGUGAUUGCUACUCCAGGCAGGAUACUUGACCUUAUCAAAAAGGGUGUGGCAAAAAUGGAUAAGGCCCAAUUGAUUGUGAUGGACGAGGCAGACAAGCUGCUUUCCCAGGACUUUGUGGUUCUGAUCGAAGAUAUAAUCAGCUUCAUGCCAAGGGAUCGUCAGAUUCUGCUUUACUCUGCCACUUUUCCCAUCAGUGUGCAAAAAUUCAUGAGUAAGCACCUGAAGAAGCCUUAUGAGAUCAACCUGAUGGAGGAACUGACCUUGAAGGGCAUCACUCAGUACUAUGCCUAUGUGACAGAAAGACAAAAGGUUCACUGUCUCAACACACUGUUUUCUAGGCUUCAGAUCAAUCAGUCCAUCAUCUUCUGUAACUCAACCCAGAGGGUUGAGCUUCUGGCCAAGAAAAUCACCCAACUCGGGUAUUCGUGCUUCUACAUUCAUGCAAAGAUGAUGCAGGAAUACAGGAACCGUGUGUUCCAUGACUUCAGGAAUGGAUUGUGCAGAAACUUGGUCUGCACAGACCUUUUCACUCGGGGCAUUGACAUUCAGGCGGUAAAUGUGGUCAUCAACUUUGACUUCCCCAAAAAUGCAGAGACCUACCUGCACCGCAUUGGAAGAUCAGGGCGGUUCGGUCAUCUGGGUCUGGCCAUCAAUCUGAUCACUUCAGAAGAUCGCUACAACCUGAAGAACAUUGAGGAUCAACUGGUCACUGACAUUAAGCCCAUCCCCAGUUGCAUCGACAAGAGCCUGUAUGUGGCAGAGUUUCACUCCGUUGACCCAGAUGCAGAUGACGACGACAUUGGUGGCGAAAUCGGCGGAGCAAAAAGCAAGGAACUGGGAGCAAUCUGAGUGAAUGGAGAAACACGGCGCCUGGCAUUCAUCAUAGUAUUGACGAGACAUGACACACAAGAUUCCGAGGGAUCAUUUGUUUCCCCAGUGGUCUAAUUUAGAUUGAUUUUCAUUUCCAGUUUGAGUUUACAAUAAUCUCCAGUUAUGUCUGUGCAAUAUGUUAGUAAUCUGGUAUCUUCCCAUUGCAACUUCAAUCAGUUGCACGUUCUGCCACAAUGCCAGAGAUGGGCACUGUACAUGUGAUUUGUCCUCCUGCUUAAGUCAACUCGGCCACUCUCGACAAUAGAUGGACAUUGUCGCCAUUUGUACUUUGCUGUAAGAAUGAAAAUGUGAAACCAAAGGUAGACUUGUAGGAUAAAGCCCAGCUCACAUCCAUGGCAGUGUGCAGAUCCUGCUGACAUGCCUUUUUGAGCAGAUGACAAAAGAAACUCGCCCUUUUUUCUACACUCUGGUUACUUUAUUGGAUAAACCUGAAUAAUUUGUCAUGCCAGGGAUUUAAAAGCUGCUGGAAACAUUCCUUUUUUAAAUGAUACUCUGUUCGUACUACUUGGCCAAAAGUGUGCCAAAUUAUAUUCUUAAAAAUAAGUAAUUACGCCGUUGCCACCAGCUUGGUCGCAUUCACGUUUACACCAAAUUCUGAGCAUGUCCUCUGCAUAGCCGGGUGAUGUUUAUCAUUAAUCUGCCGUGCAGUGGAGGUGAGCCCGUCUCCUCUCGCCUCAGCGCUUAUGUCUGCAUACCUCUGUUCUGACACGUAGGGAUUUGUUCGUCAACUUGAACCAGUCCAACCAUUCUCCUGCCCUCCCUCGUUAACGAGGCACUUUCGCCGUCAGUUGCCACUCAUGGGUUUUUGUAUGUUGCCUGUAAACCAGCUAGACUAGUGUGGAAAUUCAAGGAUGUCGGCGCCAACAAUCAUUCCACAGUAAAAUUUAUUCCCUAUUCAGAUGUUUGGUCAGAAUAGUUUUUGCAUUUAGUAGCUGAUUUAGACAUUGAGCAGGUGCACCUGAUUAUAAGGCCACUGAGUAGUUAUUUUUGUAACUUUUGCCAUCAUUCCAGGUUCGUUAUAAAUAUAUUUUUGCGGAUUGUACACUUCUUUUUUUAUUUUUUUUUAUUUUAAAGGAUUCAAAGUUGGGAGAGCUGACAGAGUUACAAAAGUAAGACUGGAGAUGGCUUUAGAAACCAAAAUGACCACUUUGUUCUUUGCGAUGGUAUAAAAUAUAAAAGGGCUGCUAUGGUGUUCCAGUAAAGCAUCGGAAACAGUGCUGCUGAUGGUGAAAUUGUUACUUUUUAUAUUGAAGUGUUAUCUGUGGAAAAAAUGUAAAGAUGGCAGUAUGUCAGUGACAUUGUAAUGCGUUUUGUCAAGGCACAGAUCCAAUAAUGACUCGGUGUUUAAUUGUGAAAUUACUUUGAUCCCUUUAAAAGUCAAAACACCAGGCAGCAUUUUAAGUCUUGAGGUUAUCAGUAAUUAACAUGACCGGAUGAGGCGGGCCUUAGUUUACAUGUUACCGGCCAACUUGUUCCGUCAAUGUAGAUUCUGUGUCCCUCCUCUCCAAAGUGCCUUAGUGUAAUGUCAAACCUCUUACUUUGCCCACACUCUCGUCCCAACUUUUUAUUGUAGGUAAAAUGGCACCCAAACAAUUCCUCAUUGGUUUCAGUUUUGAAAAAGCACAGUUAAAGAAUUCUCAGUUGUUUCCUAUUUGAAAGAAAUACAUUUUUUUAAGACAAAUUGUAUAUGAUUAGUUGUCGGACUAUAUUACAUCCGUGGGCUUCUUGACUUAAGCACAAUGUCACAGAAAAGUAAGUGUUCCAAAUGUAUAACAAUAAAAUGUCCAGCUCCCCUGUUAAAUUUUGGUUCCCCAAUUUUUUUUCAGCCUCAGUACAGGCUUUAAUCAGUACAUAACACUUUUCUCGGAGUGUAACCUGAGAGUAUUUUGUUCCAUCACUGUAUUCUUGAGAAAGGAGUACAUUCAUGACUCGAUGACCAGUUGCUUUAAUUAGAAAGACAGACAAGCAACAAUUUUCUGUUAAAUGUGUCAAUGCCGGCGCCCGAAAUGCAUUAAACUCCAACUGAUUUGA
This is a messenger RNA of Pseudoliparis swirei, 4393 nucleotides long. It is a transcript of the gene ddx61, whose product is annotated as DEAD (Asp-Glu-Ala-Asp) box helicase 61. The transcript is spliced from 14 exons. Gene Ontology annotation, biological process: P-body assembly; cytoplasmic stress granule assembly. The coding region runs from base 860 to 2320 and encodes 486 amino acids. The record is from RefSeq and is a predicted model, not a curated record. Gene Ontology annotation, molecular function: mRNA binding; ATP binding; RNA helicase activity. Gene Ontology annotation, cellular component: P-body; cytoplasmic stress granule. Lineage: Eukaryota; Metazoa; Chordata; Actinopteri; Perciformes; Liparidae.